Messenger RNA from Prunus dulcis (almond), 1476 nucleotides. RefSeq lists its product as uncharacterized. The record is from RefSeq and is a predicted model, not a curated record. Bases 1 to 1476 code for a protein of 491 amino acids. NCBI's taxonomy places the organism in Eukaryota, Viridiplantae, Streptophyta, Magnoliopsida, Rosales, Rosaceae. The transcript has 2 exons.
AUGGAUGGACCAAGCCGCCUUCAUAGGACUACCGUUGAGCAUGGUGAAACCUCACAUCCAGUUGGGCUCACUACCACCGCGGACUUUGGCCCAAUCUUGGAGCAACUUCAACCAUUCCCUCCAUUGCCUCCAUGCUCGACGCAUGUUCCCACAUACACGUCCAAUGAAACCCUAGCCCGUCAUCAACGUGACCGACUAGCCAUACGUGCAGAAGACGUUGAGAAGCUUGUGAAUAACCAACUUCAAGACUUAAAGAUUGGCGGAAAUUUCAAAGAUGCACUACGCAUUGAGGUAGACCGAGCAAAGUCCUCACCUUUCACUGCCAAAAUCGAGCAGGCUGUUCCCUCGAAACGAUUCUCAACGCCUUUUUUCACAUGCUUCAAAGGCGAUUCAGACCCCGGAAGCCAUCUGAAGCAUUUCAAGAGCCUUAUGAUCCUCUACAAAGCCGAAGACGUGCUAAUGUGCAAAGUGUUUGCAAUGAUUUUGCGAGGAGCAGCUCAGGAUUGGUUCCAUACCCUGCUAUCCGGGUCGAUCAACAGCUUCAAGGAGCUUACUUACGUCUUUACUAAAGAAUACACUUCUUAUCGGAUGAUCAAGAAGAACCCUGACCAUCUGUUUAAUCUGCGUAAGAAGCCCGAGGAAUCCCUUCGAGAUUACAUCAAGAGGUUCAAAGCAAGAAAGGCCAACAUCGUAGGGUGUGAUGACCAAAUCGCAUCCUCUGCAUUCAAGAAAAGUCUUCCAGCAGAACAUGACUUCUAUCGCGAGCUAACUAUCACUCCCAGCCAGACUCUGGCAGAGAUCUUCACGACCGCAGAACACUACGCACUCUGGGAUGACGAUCGAAUUGCAGCGAAGAAGUCCACUGAGCAGGAAGAUCGACCGGCCAAGCGGGCAAAAGAAAGAGGCGACAGGCUUGGCAGCAGGGACAAAGCCAAAGGCAGGUCCCUCCCACAAAGAGAGGCUACGACGAAAGAGAACUACACCAAGUUCUCCAUCCCCAUACAUCAAAUUUUAGCCCAAGUGAAGGACAAACCUUGGGUAAAAAGACCGCUACCCUUGAAAGGAGAUCCGGGCAAGAAGGAUACUAGAAAAGAUUGUGUCUUCCAUGCGACACAUGGGCACAAUACGAAUAAUUGCUUUGCUUGGAAAGCGCAUCUCGAAGAACUCGUGAGAGAAGGUCAUUGCAUGGAGUUCAUCGCGAAGCAGGCCAUCCAGCAGAUAGAAGACCGUGAUACCGCUAAGGAGCCACCCCCGAAGGUCAUAAGGAUUAACACAAUCCUAGCCGACUCCGAGGAGUCCGGACUGACCAACAAAGAAAAGAAGAGGAAGAUCAAACAGGCUACUAUGAUCUCCCAAGUCCCAACUAGCCUCUCACUGGCAGAAGACGAUCUCGUGAUCAGCUUUCAAAAGAAAGACUUAAUCGGCCUUGAUCUACCGCACAACGACGCCCUUGUCAUCAGCAUUCAAAUCACUUAG